Messenger RNA from Pipistrellus kuhlii (Kuhl's pipistrelle), 5558 nucleotides. RefSeq names its product hyaluronan mediated motility receptor (gene HMMR). Gene Ontology annotation, molecular function: hyaluronic acid binding. The record is from RefSeq and is a predicted model, not a curated record. Bases 109 to 2253 code for a protein of 714 amino acids. The transcript has 18 exons. NCBI's taxonomy places the organism in Eukaryota, Metazoa, Chordata, Mammalia, Chiroptera, Vespertilionidae. Gene Ontology annotation, cellular component: membrane.
GGUAAGGAGCCGGGAGAUUUGAAUUUGAAAGCCAGUACUGCCAGCAUCGGCCCCGGGAGGCGGCGGAGGGACGCUGGAUCCCUUGGGUUUGUGGAGUCGGUGGUCAUCAUGUCCUUUCCCAAGGCGCCCCUGAAGCGAUUCAAUGACCCUUCCGGUUGUGCACCAUCUCCAGGUGCUUAUGAUGUGAAGACUUCAGAAGUAUUGAAAGGACCAGUUUCCUUUCAGAAAUCACAAAGAUUUAAAAAACAAAAAGAAUCUCAACAAAAUCUUACUGUUGACAAAGAUACCACCUUGCCUGCUUCAGCAAGAAAAGUUAAGACUUUGGGAUUAAAGAAGGAUUCUCAAAAGAAUGAUAAAGACUUGAAGAUGUUGGAAAAAGAGAUUCGCGUCCUCCUGCAGGAACGCGGGACUCAGGACAAGCGGCUCCAGGAUCUGGAAGCUGAGCUGGAGAAGACGGAAGCAAAGCUCAGCGCUGCGGUCAGGGAAAAAACAUCUCUCUCUGCAAGCAAUGCUACGCUGGAAAAGCAGCUGACUGAGUUAACCAGAACUAAUGAGCUACUCAAAUCUAAGUUUUCAGAAGAUAGCAACCAGAAGAACCUGAGGAUUCUAAGCCUUGAGCUGAUGAAGCUUAGAAACAAAAGAGAAGCUAAGAUGAGGAGUAUGAUGGCUAAACAACAAGGCAUGGAGGUGAAAUUGCAUGUCACCCAGAAGAACUUGGAAGAGUCUCAAGGGAAAGUAGCACAGCUCGAGGGGAAACUUGUUUCAAUACAGAAAGAAAAGAUUGAUGAAAAAUCUGAAACUGAAAAACUCUUGGAAUACAUUGAAGAAAUAAGUUGUGCCUCAGAUCAAGUGGAAAAAUACAAGCUAGACGUUGCCCAGUUAGAAGAAAAUUUGAAAGAGAAGAAUUGUGAAGUGUUAAGCCUUAAGCAGUCUCUUGAAGAAAAUAUUGUUACGUUAUCUGAACAAGUAAAAGACCUGAAUGCUAAAUGUCAGCUACUUGAAAAAGAAAAAGAAGACCUCAUCAACAGGGACAGAGAACAGGAUGAACAUCUGAAUUCUGAAAUACAAAACUUAAAAGAGAAGUUAAUUCUUGAAAAACAAGAACAUGAAAAGCUACAGCAAAAAGAGUUGCAAAUUGAUUCACUUCUGCAACAAGAGAAGGAAUUAUCUUCUAGUCUUCAGCAGAAGCUCUGUUCUUUUCAAGAGGACAUGAUGAAAGAGAAGAAUCUAUUUGAGGAAGAAUUAAAGCAAGCUCUGGCUGAGCUAGAUAAAUUACAGCAAAAGGAGGAAAAAUCUGAACAGUUGGUUAAGCAGCUGGAAGAAGAGACUAAAGCUAGAGCUGAAGAACUGAAACUUCUGGAAGAAAAACUGAAGGGGAAAGAAGCGGAACUGGAGAGAAGUAAUGCCGCUCACACUCAGGCCACCCUGCUUUUGCAGGAAAGGUGUAAUACUGCAGAGCAAAACCUGGGAGGUGUUAAAGCUCAAUUUGAAAGCUAUAAAGUAUUAACAGCUUGUGAGACAGAAGAUCUUAAGCUGGAGAACUCAUCACUUAAGGAAAAAGUGGCCAAGGCCGAGAAAAGUGCAGAGGAUCUUCAGCAUCAGAUAUUGGCAACUAAGAAUUCAAACCAAGAAUAUGCAAGGAUGCUUCUAGAUCUGCAGACCAGAGCAACACUUAAAGAAACAGAAAUUAAAGAAAUCACAGUUUCUUCUCUCAAAAAAAUAAGUGAUUUGGAGAACCAGCUCAAGCAGCAAGGGGAAGACUUCAAGCAGCAGCUGGAAGAGAAAGAAGCAAGGAAAGCUGGAAAAGAAAAUACAAUGGCAGAAUUAACUGAGGAAAUGAAUAAGUGGCGUCUCCUUUAUGAAGAACUAUAUAAUAAAACAAAGCCUUUUCAGCUACAACUGGAUGCUUUUGAGGCAGAGAAACAGGCUUUGUUGAAUGAACAUGGUGCAGCUCAGGACCAGCUAAAUAAACUAAGAGAUUCCUAUGCUAAAUUGUUGGGCCAUCAGAAUCUCAAGCAAAAAAUCAAGCAUGUUGUGAAAUUGAAAGAUGAAAAUAGCCAACUCAAAUCGGAGCUGUCAAAACUCCGUUCUCAGCUUGCUAAAAUAAAGCAAAGUGAGAGAAACCUUCAGGAAGAGUUGAAUAAAGUUCUGGGCAUCAGACGCUUUGAUCCUUCAAAGGCUUUUCUUCAUGAAAGUAAAGAAAAUUUUGUUCCGAAAACCCCACUAAAAGAAGGCAAUACAAACUGCUGUUGAGCUCCUAUGGAGUUUCAAGAAUCAUGCAAGUAAUGAACUGAAAAACCAAGUUGAAGAUUAUUUUAUUUUUAUUAUUCUUGUUGUUGCUGUAGUUAUAAUGUUUGUAAUGAAUACUUUUUAAAUGUAUUUAAUAUUAACUUUCUAUUUUUAGGUAUCUGAAAGCAAGUUCAACAUUUUUACCCAUAUGUCUUCUGACAUUUUAUUUUCUCCUGUCAGUACCUCCUUCCAGCUGUUCAUUUUCAUCACUUCAUUCUAAACCUUCUGCGUAGCUUUCCAGCUUUACAACUUGUCCCAUCAAUCAGCAUUUCUUUAAAAAUCACUUUUAUGUUAUUACUCCACUAUUCUGAAACUAAAGGUGGUUUCAGGAUUCUAAUACCCAGGUUUUUUAGUUUGAUCCUGGAUGGCUUUUCUGAUCUGAACCUCUUAACCUAAGACAAAACACCUUGGCUUGUUCUUGAUUCUACAUUAUUUUCCUAAAAAUGUUCACUGUGUUUUACCCAUCGUCCAUUUAUCCAGUUCAAGCAAGAAGUAAGGACAUACUUAAUUCCAUAGUCAUCUCUUAUAAGUCACUGAGCUGGUCAAUAAUUUGCAGAUUUCUAGUCUCUAUCCCAGUCCUACUAAAUUAAAAUCUUGAAUUUUGGGUUGAAAAUCUGCAUUUGAAACAAACUCUGCACUUAAUUUUUAGAUAAGUUGAAAAUCUGAGAAACACUAAAAAUCGGAAAUAACUUCUUUAUUUUGAGAGAAUGUUUAUGAAAGCUGGGAAGAGUGAACUAAGGAAGGGUGUAGGUCAGAAGAAACAGCAGGAGAGCCUCAGCAGAACUGCAUUGGCUCAAGGAGAAGUCAGAGGAAAGGGGACCUUGGGGACAGAUGCAGGGUUAGCCCAGGACGAGUUGUUGCUGCCCACUGCUACCCUAGUUGCAAGUCUCAUGGGGACCCUUAGAGUUUAGGAGAUGUGGGCCUAUGUGUGAAAAAGAGGGGGGUGGAAAAGGCACUGCAUGCUCCUAGGAGCGGGAGAGCACUUAAUUAACUAGAGGAUUUUUCUUCUGUUGCUUACCAUUGGUCUGACUGCUGGACGUUGGAUUAGUAUUUCUGAAAUGUGAAAUAAAGGUCACACAUUAACUCAUAUUAUAUGAAGUUACAUUAAUGCUUCUAUGUAAGGUAUAUUUAUUAUCUCUGCCCUCCCCUACCUACCUUCUCUAGAAUUACAAAUGGUAGUAUACCACUUAGAGAGUGGUAAUACUCCAUCUAAAAUUUCUGAUUUACACAGUUAGUACAUGAUAAUCCACCUUUUAAAAUAAUAUCUCCCCCUUGAGGGACCAACAGAGAUUAUUACAAUCAGAAUAGCUUUUUACAAUAAAUGAUUUUAUUGGAACUUGAUAGAUAGUUGAAUUUUUAAAUGUCAUUUUAAUUAAGUUCAGAGGAAAUGUAGAAAUUAGGAAAUUUGUAUAAUAAAAUCAAAUAGUUCAAGACUCCUGUUUUUACUAAAGAUGGAGUAACAGGAAUUAAAUUUAUAGUUCCUUUCCCUACCCUACACACACACACACACACACACACACACCUAAAAAAAAACUAGACAAGAUAUACAAAAUAAUGAGUUUCAAGAUGCUAGGCAUGAGACAAGAGAUGGAAAAAUCCAGGUGAGCCCUAUAAUUGUUCCCUGUUUACUGCCUUGAGAGAAUUUUCAAAGGAUGAUGUAGGAGAGGGGAAUGCAGGCAGAGUCCACCCAAGCACCAGAGUUGAAAAAGACAGAGCUGAGAUGUGAGGAGACCCAAGUGCCCAGAGUUUGCAGGACAGGGCACGGGGAAGGAGAAAAUUGCACGGAGAGAAAACUCUUGAGUCUGCCAAGGGUCCCUAAAGUUUUCAUCAAUCGUGCAUGUGAGGAAACUAACUACAUGAGGCCAGGGAAAGAAGCACCCUCCACAAUGAAAAUUCACAGUGCUCAAAGCUGACACUAGGCUAGGGAUACGGCCUGUGGCCACCAGCCAAGCUGGAGAAACCUAAGGUUGUAUGGCGCUUAGAGUAGGAUGUACAGAAGGAUUUAGCCCCAGUGUUGGGGAAUACAGGUAUACCUCAUUUUAUUGCACUUCACUUCUAUUGUACUUUGCAGAUAAUGUGUUCUUUACAAAUUGAUGGUUCGUGGCAACCCUAUGUCAAACAAGGAUACCAAAAAGAUUAUGACUUGCUGAAAGCUCAGAUGAUUAUUGGCAUUUUUAAGCAAUAAAGUAUUUUAUAAUUACGGUACAUACAAUUGUUUGUGUGUUUUUAGACAGUGCUAUUACAUCUCGGAACAAAGCUCAAGAAUAUUAUAGGAUUAUAAAACUAUGAAGCACUUACAAAGGUAAAUUUCACAGUUUAUAGCAUCCAGUUCUGCAGAAAGGCAGGAAACACUACCCCUAAUGAAGAAAAUAUACCACCUAGGGCUAACACAUAGGUUACAAUUAACAGAGGGCAUCAAAACCAUACAUACCAAAACCUAGUGGAAACAUGUAACAUAGAAAUAAGACCCAAUCAAACGUGUAAAAACUACAAUGUGUGAGAUGGAAAAAUAGUACCUUAAUGGGAAUGACAGCAGAUUAGGCAUUGCAAAAGGAAAGAUUAGUGAACUUGGCAACGGCAGUAGGAACUGUCCAAAAUGAAACGCAGAAAGAAGAUUUUAAAAUGAACAGCACCACGGUGCUCUGGGACCCCUCCAGAUAUAUUUAAUUGGGAUUCCCAGAGGAGGAAAGGAAGGGACAGAAAAAUUAUUGGAAAACAUUACUGGUGGAAGCAUUUUCCAAUUAGGAUGAAAACUGUAAGCCUGCAGAGCCAAACAACACAAUGAACUCUAAAAACAAAUGAUAUCACAAUCAAAUUGCUGAAAAGCAGUGAUGAAGAAAAAAUAGUUUUCAGGAACAAAGAUAAAAUGAUUUAUAGACAAAAAGACAAAAAUUAUCACCAGCAGACCACGCUAGGAGAAAUCAGAAAAGUCCUUCAGGCAGGAGAAAAGUGAUACCAAGUGGAAAGGAGAAUACACAAAGGAAUGCCCUCGAUGGUUUGGCUCAGUGGAUAGAGCAUCGGGUUAGAUUCUGGUCAAGGGCACAUGCCUGGGCUGUGGGCUCAAUCCUCAGUAAGGUGUGCAGGAAGCAGCUGGUCAAUAAUUUCUUUCAUCAUAAUGUUUCUCUCCCUUUUCCUUCCUCUCUGAAAUAAAUAAAAAUAUAUAUUUUUAAAAAAAUAAUACACCAAGGUAUGAAGAGCACUAGAAAUAGUAACUGCAUGGGUAAAUCUAUGACUUGUUUGGUCUUCUUUUCUUAUUACUUUAUUCUUUU